Molecule: messenger RNA, 2029 nt
Organism: Suillus clintonianus
Lineage: Eukaryota; Fungi; Basidiomycota; Agaricomycetes; Boletales; Suillaceae
Product: general substrate transporter
Exons: 16
Coding region: 268-1911 (547 amino acids)
Biological process (GO): transmembrane transport; carbohydrate transport
Cellular component (GO): membrane
Molecular function (GO): carbohydrate:proton symporter activity
Source: RefSeq, a predicted model, not a curated record
GCCACCAAUGUCGAGUCAUUGCUGACUGCUGAGGGUACUCUGAUCCUCUUCAUCACCGCUUUUGAUAGGCGAGCCUCCGGCCUCAUGCACAUGGAUCAUAGAUCACUCGCGGUCACGUUCACAAAAUCAGACCUGAACUUUCGGUCACAAGGUUGUACUCCACUUCUAUCUGUGGCAUCGCAUCUUCCAUCUAUAAAAUUAGGACUUAUCUCAACGUGAUGUCCUUCGUUUCUGCUUUCAAUCUCGAGGCACCUAGUGUCUAUUAUCAUGACUACACCACGCUGCCCUCCAGUUUCAAGCACCUUCGAAGGAGAAGGGAAGCAGGACUACGAAAAGAUUAGUUUCGAUGCCGAAGUUGCUUCGCAUGCACUUCGCCUCCGUGGGCGUAAAUUGACCAUUUCGAUUGCAUUCGUUGCUGGCACUGGAUUUACGCUGUUCGGCUAUGACCAAGGGGUUAUGUCCGCAUUGCUGACCGCUGGACAGUUUGAGAAGGUCUUCCCCCAAGUUGUAGUGGAUAGCAGUCACCCUAACCACGCUACUUUGCAAAGUUUUGUUGUCGCCAUAUAUGAGAUCGGAUGCCUCAUGGGGGCUUUAUCUAAUCUUUGGGUGGGAGAUCGUUUAGGAAGACGCCGAACAAUUGCCUUGGGCGGAUGUAUCAUGAUUAUUGGUGCCAUUCUCCAAACGACCAGUUACAGCUAUGCUCAAUUAGUUGUUGCUCGGAUAGUCACAGGUAUUGGAAAUGGUUUGAAUACCUCUACAGUCCCUAGCUACCACGCAGAACUCUCGUCGGCAGCGAAACGCGGCGCGUUGAUAUUGAUUGAAGGGUCUCUUAUCACUUUUGGUAUUAUGAUCUCAUAUUGGAUAGAUUUUGGCCUCUUUUGGGCGAGUGCAUCUUCUGCUCAGUGGAGAGUCCCGAUUGCGCUCCAGAUAGUUUUGGCUCUGGUCAUGGUCUUUGGAAUCGGUUUCCUUCCUGAAUCACCAAGAUGGCUUGUAAAGCAAAACCGAAACGCAGAGGCAAUGGCAGUCAUAUCGGCGCUUGAGAACAAAUCACCAGACGAUGCUGAAGUUCAACGCACCUAUCAUGCUAUUCGGGAAGCAGUUGCAAUCGAGGACUUUGGGACCCCCAGGGGCUUUGGAGACAAACAUGCAACACAGAACCUCAAGCGCUCACCUUUGAGAAAACUUCUCGUUGGCGGCCGCAGCCAACAUUUCCGGAGAGCUUCUCUAGGAGUGAUCAACCAGUGCUUUCAACAGAUUACGGGCAUCAACUUGAUUACAUAUCUUACGAUUCUAUUCCAACGCCUUGGUCUCUCGGAUGUUACUUCGCGUCUUAUCGCGGCUGCAAAUGGAACAGAGUAUUUCCUUGCCUCUCUUAUAGCUAUCUUCAUCAUAGACCGUAUCGGACGACGAAAGCUCAUGCUUUUUGGUGCUGUAGGCCAGUGCAUUACUAUGAUAUUGCUUGCCGUUCUCGGCAGUGUACGAGGCACUGGAGCACAAGUAGUGAGCGCCGUGCUACUUUUUGUGUUCAACUCGUUCUUUGCUAUUGGCUGGUUGGGUAUGACAUGGCUAUACCCUGCUGAAAUCGUUGGGUUGGAAAUUCGCGCGCCUGCCAAUGCACUGAGCACAUCUUCGAACUGGAUAUUCAAUUUCGUGGUCGUGAUGGUCACUGGCCCAUCGUUCAACAAUAUAUCAUGGGGCACUUACAUUGUAUUCGCUGCGUUGAACGCUUUCAUCAUUCCAGUAGUCUAUUUCUUCUUCCCAGAGACUGCAGGUCGUUCGUUGGAAGAUAUGGAUGUCGUCUUUGCGCUGGCUUACAACGAAGGUGUCUCGCCGGUCAAAGUCUCUCUACGGAAGGACAUUCCUCUUGCAGGGUCACCAGAGGCUGAUAGAAUAUUAGGUAUAGAACAAUAGACUGGAAAGUUAGCAAUUCGGGAGAGACGUCGUACCAUGUAUUGUAGAGAAUGCCCAGUCCGUCAGGCACAUUAUGUGCACGGAAAUUAUACCUCAAAAUGUCAGCUAGGUUACGGGG